Molecule: messenger RNA, 1046 nt
Organism: Priapulus caudatus
Lineage: Eukaryota; Metazoa; Priapulida; Priapulimorpha; Priapulimorphida; Priapulidae
Product: collagen triple helix repeat-containing protein 1-like
Exons: 5
Coding region: 55-723 (222 amino acids)
Source: RefSeq, a predicted model, not a curated record
GGAAAAUAGGACAGCACAUUUGGUGCACACUCGUACCAGCACAUUGCAUCAAACAUGAAUCUACUAAAUGCUGCUUGUUUUUUCAUCAUUCUGUAUGUGGUUAUCACGUCUUGUGAGCCUGUUGCGCAUGCAGCAGAACAGUGUGUACAGGGUCCACCAGGAUUGCCUGGCAGAGAUGGCCAGGUUGGCAGGGAUGGGCUUCCGGGCCGGGAUGGAACAGAGGGCAAUUCUGGAACCAAGGGAGAAAUAGGAGACAGUGGUGCGCCAGCUACAUGCUCAUGUCCUGCCAGGAACAUCAAGCAGUGUGCGUGGUGGGACCGUAACCUUGACAUAGAUAGUGGACUCAUCAGUACAUGCAAGUUCAACAAGAUUAGCUCACACACAGCACUGUAUGUCAUCUGGCAUGGCAAUAUACGACUGAUACACACAGCGGGGACAAGCGGCGCAUCCUGUGCACGGUGGUACAUAACGUUUAAUAACGAGGAGUGCAUCAACCCGACCAGCAUCGACGGCACAAUGUUGACCAAACUAACCAAUGAGAACCAGCACAUUCCAACGACUAUUCAGGGCAUAUGCAUGGGCCAACCUGCAGGAACAAUAGAUGUAGCACUGCAGCUAGGAAACUGUCGCCCAUGGCCCGGUGGCCUUGGCCAAGGAAAUCGAUACACCAGCUGGCACAGCACCUCACGCAUAAUUAUCGAGGAGAUGGACUACACUUAUUAAAGAAACUCUGCAUAUAGGUUUCAGUAACUGGGCCUUUGCGCUAACACCAAUUUUUCACGUUAGCAUUAUUAUCACCCUAGCUGCUAUCAAGUGCCUGUGUACAGGCUAGUUGCUUACAGGCUGGCUUCUAUGCCAGCAACAAAGCUGUACUUAAAAUAAACCUUGCAUAUUAUAAACGUGCUAAAAGCACGGCUUUCGCAAAAACACCAACUCUGCAUUUCUCCUUGGCUACUGCGCUUUCUCACUAGCACUAAACAUGUAUGACAGCCUGGCAUUGCAAAGCAAUAAUGCAUAAUUUAUUAACGCAUCAAUACUUGCAAAUG